UAUAUGUGCAUAUACUAUAUUGCAUAUUUGGCGCCUAAAACUGUCAAAAUAAGCGAAGGAUACUCGCCCAGGCAGGCAUUGUGUCGAUUGUUAUAGUCUCUACAAGAACCACAAGAACGAAUUACAUACAUAUGUAAAACACCAGGAACUGGACCAAUUUUUAAUCAAAAAAACGAAACGAAACGAAACAAAACACACAAAAACAAUCAACAAUCUACUCACCGACCUCUUGCUAGACUUCUACAUUCUAUAUACUCGUAUACUCGAAGUCCAUAAUUUGGAAGAACCUUUUGUAACGACAACUUUUGGAUAAACAUAUCUCUAGACGAAAUCGAAACCCCAUCCCCCGUCAGGAAAGGAAAGAAGAGGAGUGUCCUAGCCCCGUCCAUCGAUAACCCAUUCCCCAGGAAGUGUAACCAGAGAAAGCAUCCAAGACGGCGCCGCUUAAACCGCAAGCCUACAAAAUUGGUCGAAUGUUAUGUUGUGGCUUCUGUUGUGGCAACAUGUCGAAAAGGGAUUACAAAGUUGCCACCACGGAUGGCAUCGAGCUGGAGCCGUUGGGCGGCGAAAAGAGCGACAAGGAGAAGGACAAGGAUAAGGAGAAGCAAACGAAUGGCGUUACCUUUGGUGGCGAAUCGAGUGGAGGCCGCCAGACGCGCACCGGAGUCGCCGUCUGCUCGCAGCGUCGGGCUCUCCUGGUGGCCGGGAUCGUGCUCGGCUCCCUCCUCCUGACGGCCAUCAUCAUUGCCUACGCCGGACCGUCGAACGACUGUUCCUGCGGGACGAAAACCGUGUCCGGCUAUGAAACGGAUGAAGAGAACAACACACAGCCCUUCAAUCCGAUUGCCACCAACGGGGAGCCCUUCCCCUGGCUCGAGAAGAUGCUGCCCACCAGUGCCCGACCCCUCAGGUACAUGGUCACCAUCCAUCCCAAUCUGACGACGUUGGACGUCAAAGGACAAGUCACCAUCGAUUUGCACAUUGAGAAGGAGACCAAUUUCAUUGUCCUGCACAUCCAGGACCUCAACGUCACCGAGAAGGCCAUUGUGACCCCUGGACCGAAGGGAUACGCCCUGAAGAUUGUCAAGGUGCUCGAGUUUCCGCCCCGCCAGCAGCUCUACAUCGAGGUGAAGGAGAAGCUCAAGAAGAAGUCCAAUUACACCUUGAACCUCCGCUGGUACUCGAAACUGAAUCCCGAACCGGAGGGCUUCUAUGUGGACCAGUACGAGAGCUCCAAUGGUGUGGAAAGAUUACUGGCUGCCACUGUCUUCCGACCCAAUGGAGCACGACGGGCCUUCCCCUGCUUCGAUGAGCCGCAUGUGAGAGCCCCCUUCCGCAUAUCCGUGUUCCGCGAUCGCUUCCACAUCGGUCUCUCCAACUCCAUUGUGCACACCACCGAAGAUGUGGGCUUCUACAUGGGCACUGGAUUGCUUCGGGAUGACUUCAUUGAGACUCCUGCCCUGCCCGCCGAUGCCGUGGCUUGGGUGGUGAGCGACUUCCAGCGUGAAUCCCUGCAGCCCUCGGCCGCCUACAUACCCACCACAGCGGCUCCCUACAGCACGGGGGCCGGUGGCAAGAAGUCCGCGCAGUUGAACAACUACACGCAGCUUAAGAGCAAGAACCCGCCCGUCCGCAACAUCACUGCCCUGACGCACUCGCUCAACGUGAACCUCACGCCGCGCCAGAAUCUCAGCCAAAUUGCAGCGGCGGCCACCACAACGACAGCCCUGCCCGUGAGCCUCAAUGGGAACGGGAAGCCCACGAAUCUCACCUCCUUGUCGCAGUCGACGGGCUCCUCCAUCAAGCGAGCGCCAUCGUACACCUUCUAUGCGCCGCGGGAUCUGCUGGUCCGCUCUUCGUUUAUACUCCACACAUCGCGGGAUGUGCUGGAGUACCUGCAGACGUGGCUGGACAUUAGCUAUCCCUUGACCAAGGUGGACUUUGUGGCACUGCCCUCGCUGGACCGCAACAUGAUCUCCUCGCUGGGCCUGGUCACGCUCAAGACCUCCUUCCUCACGGACCCCAGCUCCAUAACAUCGGAGCAGUACCAGUUCAGUGCCCUGCGCAUUGCCGAGGCCAUGGUGCGGCAGUUCUUCGGCGGCAUCACCUCCCGCAAGGUGCUCAAGGACGUCUGGCUGUGGGAGGGGCUCAUCCAGUACCUCGGCAUCCAUGCCCUCGCCCCGCUGCAGGAGAGCUGGCCCCUGAGGGAGAUGUACCUGCUGAAGAUGGCCACGGCGGCGCUGGACAUCGACGCCAUCCAGGGCUGGGACAGCAUCAUGAACGGCACCAGUCACGAUGGCAAGAACGAGGACUUCUUUGUCCAGAAGACGGCGGCCAUAUUUUCGAUGCUGCAUACGGCCAUCGGGGAGGAUCGCUUCCGCGGCUGCCUGGGCUCCUUCCUCAAGGUGAACCGCUUCAAGACCGCCGAACCGACGGAUCUCUGGACCAUCUGCACCAAAAAGGCCAACGGCUCGAAGAACAUCAAGGACAUGAUGACCCUGUGGACCCACCAGCCUGGCUUCCCCCUCCUCACCGUCACGAAAAUGGGCAACAGCGUCUCCAUAUCACAGCGCCCCUUCAGGCCCGCCGACUUUCUAGCCAUCCACGACGACUCCUACGACGGCAACAACUACAACAAGACCUCCCUGAAUGCCACCGACAUGCCCAGCACAGUGCCCCCCACGCCCCAGGGCAAGCACAAGGCGGCGCCGCACAUGAAAUGGAUCUUCCCCGUCACCUAUGUGACGGACAUCAACAACGUCAGCGAAACCCUGUGGAUGCAGAAUGUGGAUAUAAACUUCAAUGUGCCGGAGAACGUCAAGUGGAUCAAGGUGAAUGCCAUACAAAAUGGUUACUAUCGCGUGGUCUACAACGACGAUAACUGGGCAAAUCUCAUCGAAGAACUAUCCAAUAAUCCCAACAGAUUCAGCAGCGAGGAUCGCUUGGGCCUGCUGUCCGAUGCCUUCACACUGUGCCAUGCCAAUCUGCUGCCCUGCGAGAUCACCAUGAACAUGAUCCAGUAUCUGCCCAGCGAAACGAACUAUGGACCCAUGGCCCUGGCUCUGAGGCAUUUGGAGAAGUGGCGACGGAUACUCAAGUACUCUGAGUGCUUCCUGAUGCUCAGUGAAUUCAUCAAGAUGAAGAUCUCCACGGUUAUGGAGAAGGUGGGCUGGACGGAUGAGGGCGAUGUGGCUGCCAGAUUGAUGCGACCCGAAGUUUUGCUGGCAUCGGUGCUGUGGGAGGAUAUUGAUAGCAUAACCAAGGCCAAGAAUAUGUUGAAUCAGUAUCUGUAUUAUAAUGGAUCGGCCAUAGCGCCCAACCUGAGAGAGGUGGUCUACACGGGCUCCAUUCUCUCCGGGGAGUAUAUCUAUUGGCAGCAUUGCUGGGAGCGCUUCGUUACCCUCCAGCGGACCUCCGAGACAUUCGUCGAGCGAAUGCAAUUGCUGCGUGCUUUGGGCAGGACCAAGGAUGCCUGGCUGCAGAACCGGCUGCUGUCGCACGUGACCAUGCUGCCCACAGAGGAGGUGGUGCAGGUGCUCAAGGCGAUUGCUGGUACGCCCACAGGUGGGGCCAUGGCCUGUCGCUUCCUGCAGGCCAAGUGGUUCGAGCUGGAGAAGCGCCUGGGACCGGGAACGAUCAGCUUUGCCAAGGUGAUCUCGGCCAUCACCCAAUACGGAGCCACAAAAUUCGAUUACGAUGAGCUUAAAUCGCUGGUACAUCGCUUUGGCAGGGGCCAGGGCAUGUCCGUGCUGAACAUGACCCUCAGCAGUGUGGCCUCCAAUGUCGAGUGGGUGGCCCGAUCCCAGACGUCGCUCUACAAGUGGGUGGAGAGCAACCUGCACUCGCACCGCCGAUAAAGGACAGAGGAAACCCCAGGAAGAACUUCACUUCUUCUCACUCAUUUGUAAUUAUGUUCCUCUCAGACAGACAGACGGACAGACAAACAGACAGACGGACGGAUGAUCUUCAGUGGAUUUUGAUUUCGCCGCGUAAACUAUGGAUCUAUAAUCUAUACCAUAUCAUUGCCAAUCUCCUUGGUUCUCUACUCUCAACUCAAACACACACACUAUAAUUUUAGACACCCCUUGAAGCGAACUCAAAUGUAAAUUACGAUCGAUCAGAGGAUCGGGCAGUUCUUAUACGAGUAUAGUUCUUAUAUGUGUACUAUAUAUAUAUCUAUUCCAAUUGAGAAAACAGAAACAUUUUCUAUAUCUACAACUGAACAUAAGGAUCUAUCUAUAUAUGUACUAUAUAUUGUAUAUGUAUGUAUAUUUUACAAACCGACAAAACAUAUUUAGAGCAAUGUGGGAUAAAUGUAGUUCGUAAGCAGAAGAAACAAAAACAAAAGAAAACCAAAGCAUAUUUUUUCAGAAAAACUUAAAGAAAACAAGCCCAAGAUCAACUAAGGAUUGCAUUCUAUAUAUGAGAACAAAAAAAACAACAACACUGUAUAGCCUAUAUUGUAUAUUAGUAUUAGUGACCAGCGUGCAUGUGUAUUUGUGUGUGCAUCAGUGCGUGUGUGUGUGUGUAUGUGUGUGUAUUGAAAUAUCACAAAAAUCUUCCUUUUUGUCGAAUCGAAAUUAACUUAUUUAAUAUUUAAUAAUUAUCUAACAGAAGAAAGCCUGCCUGACACUGAAAAAUGAUCUUAAAUCGGGGGCCUUGAAUAGAGUUAUUUUUAGCAGGAGUUACAAGAAGCUAAAACUUAUAGAACCCCAAAGGGAUAUUCCAACAGAUAUAAUUAACUAAUUUUUGAUUCUUUGACAGACUUCUAAGAGUAUUCUUCUACACGAUGUAAACUUAAAGAACCCACUAAGAAUUCUUGAAAAGUUUCAACAGAAUAGAAGGAUAGUACUUCUAAUCCUUCAUUUAAAAUCUAUUGAUGAGCAAUUAUUUAUUAAUUUCUCAAAUUCCAACCAUUCUUGAACAGAUCUAUAAAUCUGUAAAUCGUUGAAAGCUUGUUCUUCAGUUGAACAACAAUCGAUAUGCAAUUCUUUACAGAUUUCUAUGAAAUUUCAUUCCUAAAAUACGUUGAGAUCAGAUCACUGUUAAAGGAGGAG
Messenger RNA from Drosophila persimilis, 5057 nucleotides. RefSeq names its product endoplasmic reticulum aminopeptidase 2. Gene Ontology annotation, biological process: peptide catabolic process; proteolysis. The transcript is spliced from 13 exons. The record is from RefSeq and is a predicted model, not a curated record. Bases 474 to 3857 code for a protein of 1127 amino acids. Gene Ontology annotation, molecular function: zinc ion binding; peptide binding; metalloaminopeptidase activity. Gene Ontology annotation, cellular component: cytoplasm. NCBI's taxonomy places the organism in Eukaryota, Metazoa, Arthropoda, Insecta, Diptera, Drosophilidae.